Molecule: messenger RNA, 745 nt
Organism: Macadamia integrifolia
Lineage: Eukaryota; Viridiplantae; Streptophyta; Magnoliopsida; Proteales; Proteaceae
Exons: 4
Coding region: 64-567 (167 amino acids)
Source: RefSeq, a predicted model, not a curated record
UUAUGCUCUUUCCGCUAAAACAUAGCGAGCCCACCACAGCUGAGCUCCUCUUAUACUCUAUCCAUGGCGACGCCCUUCUGCCCUUUACAUCGUUUCGCUUCUUUUUCUUCUUGUUCUUCGAACUCGAUUUCUAAUUCUCCACCCUCAACUGCUCCAAUUCAGUUCUUUCUCAGCUCUGUAAACUCCCAGCCUCUUUUCCUACCGAGCGGAAAACCACAUACUUUGAUUUCGAAAUUCUUUGGUUUGAAGUCCAAAUUCAUACUACCAUCUAAGCUCCUUUUCCAUCCCAUUUUACUCCUAAAUGGUUACGAAAGGCCUGUAGAUACUCAGGCGCUACUUACCACUGUUAGUGUCUUCGCUGCCAUUGCUCUGUCUCUGUUUCUAGGACUGAAGGGAGACCCUGUUCCUUGCAAUAGGUGCGCUGGUAAUGGUGGCACCAAAUGUGUCUUCUGUGACAAUGGCAAGAUGAAACAAGAAACAGGCUUGGUCGAUUGCAAGGUAUGCAAGGGAGCGGGAUUGAUACUUUGUAAGAAGUGUGGAGGUUCUGGAUAUUCAAGACGCUUAUGAGCCAGGCCGAUGGUUCUUUGUCUGUCUUUGUUCAUCCUUUGUACCAUGAGACCAGCUGCCCAGCCUUCUUUCGCAUUGAUAUAGUAUAUAUCUCUCUUUGGGAAAUGUCUACAAAUGUAGAAAUGGGAAACUGUAGAAAAGAAAAUUGUAAUGUUAUCAUGAGAUUACCUUGUCUGAA